Copidosoma floridanum is the source of this 591-nucleotide messenger RNA. RefSeq lists its product as uncharacterized. The record is from RefSeq and is a predicted model, not a curated record. Lineage: Eukaryota; Metazoa; Arthropoda; Insecta; Hymenoptera; Encyrtidae.
AUGCAAGACUACAUAGAUCAGGGGCAUUUGUCAAUCGUCCAAAAUGAAAGUGAACAAGGUUAUUUUAUGCCACAACAUCCAGUGCUCAAGCCAUCGAGUUCUACUACUAAAGUACGAGCCGUUUUUAACGCUUCUUGUAAAACCGAUAAAGGACUUUCACUUAAUGAUGUGCUUAUGGUGGGCCCUACCAUCCAAGAUAAGCUUUUUAAUCAUUUAUUAAGAUUUCCAACUUACGCUUUCGUCAUGACGGCAGACAUAGCACAAAUGUAUCGGCAAGCUUUAGUAGAUCAUCGGGAUAGAAAGUAUCAACGUUUAUUUUGGUACGACAGUAGCGGACAAAUUAAACCCUUUGAGAUGAACACAGUGACUUUUGAAAAUGCUUCAGCUACCUUUCUAGCGAUCAGAACUAUACAAAAAUUAGCCGAAGACGAAAGCGUGAAGUUCCCUUUAGCAUGGGCCGUUUUAAAACGUCAUUUUUACGUUGACGAUCUUCUUACCGGUUCGAAUUCACUCGAAGAAAUGCGACAAAUACGAGAACAGGUAGUUUGUUUGCUAGAUAUCGCCGGUUUCGAUAUUAGAAAAUGGGUUUGA